Molecule: messenger RNA, 1655 nt
Organism: Fulmarus glacialis (Northern fulmar)
Lineage: Eukaryota; Metazoa; Chordata; Aves; Procellariiformes; Procellariidae
Gene: ERI2
Product: ERI1 exoribonuclease family member 2
Exons: 7
Biological process (GO): exonucleolytic trimming to generate mature 3'-end of 5.8S rRNA from tricistronic rRNA transcript (SSU-rRNA, 5.8S rRNA, LSU-rRNA)
Molecular function (GO): zinc ion binding; 3'-5'-RNA exonuclease activity; nucleic acid binding
Source: RefSeq, a predicted model, not a curated record
UUGAAUUUCCAGCAGUCCUGUUAAACACUUCAACAGGAGAGAUCGAAUCUGAAUUCCACACAUAUGUCCAGCCCCAGGAGCAUCCUAUUCUCUCUGAAUUUUGUACAGAACUAACUGGCAUAACACAGAAUCAAGUUGAUGAAGGGGUCCCUCUAAACAUUUGUUUAUCACAGUUUUUGAAAUGGAUCCAAAAGAUACAAAAGGAGAAGAAAAUUAUAUUCAGUUCAGAUAUUCCAAGUCAUUCUACUUCAGAGGCAAAGCCAUGUACCUUUGUUACUUGGACAGACUGGGACCUGGGUGUGUGUUUGCAGUAUGAGUGUAAAAGGAAGCAGCUGCGAAAACCUGACAUUUUAAAUUCCUGGAUUGAUCUCAAAGCAACAUACAGGGUCUUCUACAAUAGGAAGCCUAAAGGGCUAAACGGUGCUUUGCAGGAUUUGGGGAUGGCUUUUGCAGGACGAGAACAUUCUGGGUUGGAUGAUUCUCGGAAUACUGCCCGUCUUGCUUGGAGGCUGAUUUGUGAUGGAUGUGUGCUGAAGGUUACUAAAUCUUUGGAUAAGGUUAGUAACUACUUCCUAUCUUCCCUUCUACUUGCUUUGUUGCCCGGAAUACAGAUGAGGGAUGUCCACGUUGUUCCUAGCAGCAGCUCAAGGACUGAUUUACAUGCUCAAGCCCAAAGCUCUUUAGCAGCAUCUACUGACAGAUUUCUUGUUCCUCUUGAACAGGCGCAGCAAUCUCGCAGCACUGUGUCAACAGGCAUUCGGCAAGAAUUGAACAAUGGGCAACCUCUGAGUACAGCCAGAUAUAGCCCUCCAGUACAUGGAUCAGGACUGGUGCUCGUCUCAACUACCAUCUCCUCAGUUAAUAUCUCCAAUGAGGAUAUCAGUACUAGUUCCGAUUGCUUAUCUCUGUUGGCUGACUGGGAAGAUGUCGCUUUAAUACCAGAAUCUCAAUAUGAACAAAAUUCAGACUAUAAUCAAAGUUUGGAGAAAACCGUAGCACCUGUGGAACCUCUGAAAUCUAUCAUUUACAGAAGUCCUGACACUACUAUCUAUAAUGUAGGAACAGUACAAAGGCAGACUUCAAAUUUUUCAGCUUUUAAGUUACCAUCUGCAAAGGUAAACGCUAUUUCAGCACAAUCAGCAUUAAUUGGAAAUUAUUCUGCUCCUUCAGAGGUUCCUAAAAGAAAGCCAACUAGUCCAAAAACGUUCCCACCAGCAAAAAAACAGUCUUUUGCUAUAUAUAAAGAGAAAACUGCAUCUUUUGAUCAUUCCUUACCUUUAAGAAGUUCAAAUUUGCCCAGAUUGUCUCCUGCCAUUCUGAACUCCGCAGUCAAUUUGAAUCAGACUGUAAGAGCUGUGAAAAAUGGAAAACCAACUCCCCCUCUGUGUAACUGCGGUCGAAGAGCUAAAAAACUGUAUGUGUCAAAUGCUGGUCCAAAUCACGACAAAGCAUUUUUUUGUUGUCCUGUUGGCAAGCAUGAAGGUAAUAAGAAAGGUUGUGGAUACUUCAAGUGGGAAUAUGCACUUCUAAAAGAGAAAUCUAAUGGUUUCACCCUGAAUGCGGAUGCUUUGACCUCUCUUGGAACUUACACCAGUAAUUUAGGAAAUUCUUCCAACAAAAAAUAUUUGUGUCUUAGACCCUCUAUGAGAACUUGA